ACUUUUACUUAUCUAUUAUAUAAUGCGUUGGAUGUACGCCUGCUUUGUUAUCGCGCUUUGCGCUCUCAUAUUUUGUGAGUACGUAGCGGAUUUUGUUGUUUUGCAAAACUGCAAAUGGCCUGAAAUACGAAGGAAAAAAAAGUACGUGGACGAUCCUUUGCGUGCAAUGAUUUUAGCGGACACACAUUUGCUUGGACCACAUCGUGGUCACUGGCUUGAUAAGCUAUAUCGUGAGUGGCACAUGAAGGGUGCAUUUCAAGCAGCCUCUGCACUACUAAAGCCAGAUGUCGUGUUUGUUUUGGGUGACUUGUUUGAUGAAGGGGAUAUGGUUAGCGAAAAAAGGUUUGAAGAAUAUGUGUGGCAUUACUUGCAAAUGUUUAGACUGCCCCCUGGAGUGCCGCUCAUUAGUAUUGCGGGCAAUCACGACGUUGGGUUUCACUACAAAAUGCAUCCCUUCUUUAUGGGUCGUUUCGAGAACUAUCUGAACUUUUCAAAAGUGCACUUGUACACAAUAAAGCAAAUACACUUUGUGAUCAUCAACUCAAUGUCAAUGGAAGGAGACGGUUGCCAAUUUUGUGCGGAAGCGGAGGAAAAACUACGAAAUAUUUCCAGUACUUUGCACUGCAUGCAGCAUCCACAGAAAGCCGAGUGUGUACGCACUCGUCGUCAUCCAUACAGCCAACCCAUAUUGAUGCAACAUUUUCCCACUUAUCGCGAUUCUGACAAGGUGUGCAAGGAGCAUGAUGCACCAGUUAUUGAAGCUUUUCGUGAGCGUUUUCAUGUGCUUUCCAAGGAUGCCACUGAUUUGUUGGGCGAUCUCUUGAAACCUCGCCUGGCUUUUGCUGGCCACUCUCAUCAUUACUGCCAUAGUGUUAAUCGACUCGGCAUUGAUGAGUACACGGUGGCGUCGUUCAGCUGGCGAAACAAAGUGGAUCCUAGCUUCAUGCUGGCCACGCUUACUCCUGAUGACUACGAGGUAUACAAGUGCAAAAUGCUGCCACAACAAUUUGUUUACAACAGUUAUAUGAGUGCCGCAUUGGCAUGCCUAGUUUUAAUAUUCUUACAAUUAAAAAAGUAUAUAAAGAGGCAUUACGAGCUGUCACGUCUUAAGCGCGAGUAAAUGUAGAUUUUUCGUCUAGUCCAAUUAACCUCUUGUCGAUUUGCAUAAUGCCUUCAAACUGUAAACAAAAGUAUUUAUAACUGCUUUCCUUUUUACUAUUGUAAUAAUAAUAAGUAUGUACAUAAGUCGAUAGGUUUAUUGAAUUUAUCACAGACAUUGCCUUUCAAGUCACACUGAAUAUAUAGUAUUCCAUAUAAGACGUGCGUCUCAGUCUGCAGUCUAUAUUAAAUUAAACAGUUUAAAAUCGAUUGUCAAAUCGAAAUGUAGACGUAGUUUACUAUAUAUAAGAUUCAUAAAUUCCUGUAAACAUAA
Scaptodrosophila lebanonensis is the source of this 1432-nucleotide messenger RNA. RefSeq names its product metallophosphoesterase 1 homolog (gene PGAP5). Gene Ontology annotation, cellular component: endoplasmic reticulum-Golgi intermediate compartment. Gene Ontology annotation, biological process: endoplasmic reticulum to Golgi vesicle-mediated transport; GPI anchor biosynthetic process. The record is from RefSeq and is a predicted model, not a curated record. Bases 23 to 1120 code for a protein of 365 amino acids. Lineage: Eukaryota; Metazoa; Arthropoda; Insecta; Diptera; Drosophilidae. Gene Ontology annotation, molecular function: phosphoric diester hydrolase activity. The transcript is spliced from 3 exons.